GGAUCAGCACUGGACCGAAGCCUGAUCGGGGAUAGUAACGACUUUGGGACAAGGACUAUUAAGCAGUUAACCACUCUUGCCCUUAGUCAAUUCCAGAGGUCCUCUAGGGUUUUACGUUUAGAAUUUCUCUGAAAUGGAGCCUGUGGCUUUGUUGGUAGACAAAAUUAAAGGGCUUGCUAAAUCUGGCCAAGGAUUCGUCGACGGUCUUCUUCAUCGCCGGGAAAAUUUUACUCGCCGAAAUCCGAUUGAGAUCCUGAAGCGGUUGCAACGAGAAGCAUUUUCAGAUCUAAUGAAACUUAGGGACAGGCAAGACAAGGUUGAGCGAACGCUUUCCUUCUAUAAAGCAUCCAAGAGAAGUCCAUUUCAAGAAGCCAGUACCCAUGUGAGGGGAGAGAUUGAUGUGCUGGGGGCAAUAUUAUUGUUGGGCAAUGUUGAUCAGCGGCAUCACGAUGCUCUUGGUAGAGCAGGAAUUAAAACUGGAAUUGAUUCAAGGUUCACUUUUGAAACAACUAUCCGGGAGAAGGACGCACUUCUGGCUGAGCUUGUGGGAACUACAAAAUGUGAUGACGAAGUUUCACUAAGUGCACUUUCUCUGGCAAAGGUAUCAUACAUAGCAAAUAUUAGUGACUGGUUCUCUGCAAUUGCAUCCCCAGUGGGAGCUCAGUUCAGAGAUCUUGGAAUCACUACCAACUCUUUGAACCAGGGCCUGACUGAUCUUUCAUGUGUUGGGCCACCACUCUUGAAUCAGCCUAAUGGUAGUACAAUUGGCUUGAAAGUAAGAAAAUCAAAUGUGACUGCUUCAAUGGCUCAGUCUGUUUCUGGAUUUGGAAUGCAACCAUGUUCUGAUGGAAUUGGGCGGUGCUUCAGUACAUUCGGCGGACUUGUCUGUCAACUACCUAGAGGAAUAAAACUCUCACUUUUGGGUGUCCACCAGUUACGAAAAUCAUCUAGUCACCAUGCCAAGCUUGGAGCCCUCGCCAUUCCCAUGGCCUUUCUGAAGCAUCAUAAAGCUCCUGAGACAAUGGUCGAAGCAUCUGCUCCAUUGUCAGAAACAAACACCCUUCAAACUUUCUCAACAGGAUCAAUUGUUGUGAAGGUGGAGACAGAACUUGAUGAGAACACUACAAUUAGUGGUUGGAUUGAAAUGAACAAUUCGAAUUCCAACCCGUUACAAUGGGCUGUCAACUUGUUCGAUGAUUCUGAAGAUGAAUCUGGAUGGCGUAUGUGUGUAAGUGGGAUGAUGGCUGAGGGUUCCCGUAAAUGGACCCAUUUGCAGGCCGAAUCAUACCUAAAAUUAAAUUUAGGGAACAAAUUCAGUAUAAAACCAGGCAUUGCAUAUGCAGUGGAAAGUAAUGCCAGAAUAUUUGCCCUCAUGCUUCGGUCGAACUGGUCCUUCUGAUUGAUGUCUUCUUUUCUUUUCUAUUUUUCUUUUCUUGGAAAUUCAAAAUUAUUUUCAGAUAGUUAAUCAUUAUUACACUGUUAAUAUGUGCAAUUUCUGGAAAAUAAAAUCAAUGGGAAGCAGUUUUAUUAGCAGCUA
Molecule: messenger RNA, 1537 nt
Organism: Hevea brasiliensis (rubber tree)
Lineage: Eukaryota; Viridiplantae; Streptophyta; Magnoliopsida; Malpighiales; Euphorbiaceae
Exons: 3
Coding region: 134-1399 (421 amino acids)
Source: RefSeq, a predicted model, not a curated record